AUGAAGAAACCACAUGAUGGUGGGCCUUUCCACGCUUCAGCAGAUAUGGACUCUGUCACAAAAGAAUGCAAAGCAGCAAUGAUGAACAUUAAUGGCAUAAUGUAUAGCAUUGUCGACAUGCCUGGAAUCUUUGACACCAAAAAGGAUACAGAUGCAAUACUUCGUAAUAUUGCAGAAUCUGUCCAUAAAUGUGCUUAUGGAGUCAAAGCUAUCAUUCUUGUUUUUGAAGCAAGACGGUUUACUGAAGAACAAAAGAAUGCUUUAGGGCAUUUCUUGGAAGAGAUGCAACAAACCAUAUUAUUUCUUAUUGGAAACCGUUGGGGUAUUUCUCCAGAUCCUAAUCACUUUUUACCAGAAGAUCCUACUUAUAAAGUACAAUUAAAUGAGAUCAAAGGAUUAAUUUGUGACAUCUGA
Messenger RNA from Dentiscutata erythropus, 414 nucleotides. Lineage: Eukaryota; Fungi; Glomeromycota; Glomeromycetes; Diversisporales; Gigasporaceae. The record is from the annotation of a GenBank genome assembly.